AUGGAAUCCCAGACCUUCCCCAGUCUCUCUGGCAACCUCGACUGGACCCCAUGGAAGAACGGUCUUCGUGACGAGCUGUCGACGAUUGAUCGCUACGCCUGGGAUGUAAUCGAAGGCAUUGCUAUCUGUCCCGAUGCCAGGAAUCGAGUCCCAUCGAUGGAAGUGGCAACCACCAAACUCACAACCAACAACAACGACCCCGUCAACGCAUCGACCGAAGACCAAAUCAUAGAAAACACCAACAGCCUCACAACCGACCUCGCUCCCCAGCAAGCCGACGAUGCCAUCACGCUGGAGAUCUGGAACCGCGCCAACAACCUAGGCCUCAAAGCAAUCCGCGCCUCGACCUCCACCAUCCCAUUCGGCAUAAUCCUCGGCAUUACCAGCUCCCGCCAGGCCUUCCUCCAGCUGGAAAACCUCUACGGCAAGCCGCAACCCAACUUCGACAUAGUGCGUGCCAUGUACCACGACUGGUCUCAGAUGCGCUUCUCCGACAACGAGGACCCCGCCGUCUUCGUCCACUGCUUCUGUCAGGCCUUGAGUAUCAUUCGUUCCCAGCCUUGCUUUGUCCAUUCGUCGUCUGAGUGGCUUGUCUUCAACACUGCUGUCAAGGAUACGAGAUUCGGCUGGGAAUUUCUGGAUACCAACCGUUUCAUCAAUCAUGGUGCUGAGGGCUGGAUGGACCGUGUGUACCAGGAAUUUAUUGAGUAUGUUGCGACCAGGCAGUACCCGCCUGAAAACGAGGAGUCUGAUGAGAUUUGGUCGGAUGAGGUUGAGUCUGAUGAGAACUUUUUGGGCUCGACUGCCCCUACUCUUGUUGAUGAUGACUCUACUACUACUGAUAGCUCCCUGGAAGACCUGUGA
Messenger RNA from Penicillium nucicola, 864 nucleotides. RefSeq lists its product as uncharacterized. NCBI's taxonomy places the organism in Eukaryota, Fungi, Ascomycota, Eurotiomycetes, Eurotiales, Aspergillaceae. The coding region runs from base 1 to 864 and encodes 287 amino acids. The transcript has a single exon. The record is from RefSeq and is a predicted model, not a curated record.